CAUAGACUACUAAGACUACUACGUCCCUGUGCCCAUUCAAUCUCAGCAUUCUAAAUUUAAAUAAUCUGUCCAAAAAUAGAUUUAAAUACCCCAUAGUUGAAAUUCGUCCCUAAAAUGCCUACCCGAACAUUCACACUGUCACGAUCCAGAACCCACGUUUGUUUGUAUGUAUCGCAAAAACUCAUUAGUUCAUGAACAAUUUAUCAGAUCUAACAUCUUUAUAUGAGACCAGCAAUUGUAGUGAUGCCAAAUUCACAAGGCGGUAUUGGAUGUUGUGGAUGUUUUAGGUGUUGUACUUGUGUCAAUGUGAACUUUUUAAAAACGGAAAUAGGAGUAGUCAAAACCUUAGAAGUUCUUUUGGGAAUGAUAUGCCACUCCUUGGUGCUGAAUUUUGGGACGCAGUAUGCUCUGACUAUAGGCUCCUCUUAUCAAUCCUUCCUGACCACAGCCUCGUGGAGUUUUUUGACGACAGGUUUACUUAUAUUAUGUUACCUUCUUUCACCUAGAUCCCUUGGAUUGAUUAGGCAAUCUUUAUUCGAAACAGCUUUCAAUGGUAUUGCAGCAUUCAGUUACAUUACAAGUUGUUCAUAUCUAGGGUAUGCUGUUAACAUGUUUUUACAGCCACUUGCCCUAAUGUCUACUGCAGUAAAUGCCUAUCCAGCUGUUAGUACUGCUUAUAUUCUCGGAUCAUUUGUAGGUCUUUUAUAUUUAUAUGAUGCUUGGAAGUCUUGGACGUAUUACAGGAAUUUUAUAUGAGUACAUCGUCGGAAAAAUAUAAUAAAUAUUUUUUAUUUUUGAUAUAUUUUCAUAAGAAAUGAAAUUAUUUUCCUUUAAAACUUUUGACUCAUCAUUCACUGAUGUGAAAAUAUGAUUUUAUAAAUAUAAGCCAAGUCGAGUGCAAUAUGUUUAUAAGAAUAUGGACUGUGUUAUAAAUAAAUCUGCCAUUUAUUUAA
This is a messenger RNA of Coccinella septempunctata (seven-spotted ladybird), 953 nucleotides long. It is a transcript of the gene sing, whose product is annotated as protein singles bar. The record is from RefSeq and is a predicted model, not a curated record. Lineage: Eukaryota; Metazoa; Arthropoda; Insecta; Coleoptera; Coccinellidae. Bases 223 to 756 code for a protein of 177 amino acids. The transcript has 4 exons. Gene Ontology annotation, cellular component: membrane.